AUGCACCUCACACUAGGCCAGUCCGAAGACGUACAUGAUAGUUGGCAUAAGUUUCUCCUACAAAAGGCGAAUCUUUUGCCUCCUGUCGAAUGGGAGAUUGGUGAACUCUGUGUGCUCAUCAGGGAACGCACUCCGGCUGGCGGCUAUGAGAUGAAGAAAUGGGCUUCGAUCCCCCUGAGUGGCGGCAACUUCUCACGAGUACAGCUUCCCCUUUCCUUUUAUGACCAGUCUAAGGCGGAUGUCGCUUCGGAUGUCGAUGUCGAGGAACCCAGAAGCGAGAAAGUACAAACGCGGCCGUGCUUUCACUUUUCUACGACGGAAGACUCGUGGGUGCCUUCUGACACCUCAGCCUAUACCCCUGGGGAUAUACCGGAGACGCUGGUCGUUUCUUCUUAUAACGUUUUAGCGGAAUUCCAUUACCCUCCUUCGCAGGAUCGAUAUCCACUUUUAGUCAGGAAUAUCCUCUCUGAUAGGGCAACAUCAGACGUUCUUGUACUCCAAGAGGUCACGGAUGAUUUUCUAUCCUAUCUUCUCGAUGAGGACAAUAUCCGAGAGACAUUCCCAUUUGCCAGCCACGGUCCGCCAGACCAGGAAGAUAUUGAGCCUCUGCCAAGUCACAACAAUAUUGUCGUUCUGAGUUCGUUCGCAUUUGACUGGGAAUCCGUCCCCUCAAAGCGUGAGCAUAAGAUCUCUAUGGUGGUCAAGUUCAAAGAUCUUGGCAUAUGGGAUGACGCAGACUUCACACCUCUUGUUCUAGCAGCGGUCCAUUUGACAUGUGGUUUGAAGGAUGGAUCAGUUAUGGCGAAAAAGUCUGAGAUGGGCGGGCUCCUGAGGUAUCUUGCAACAACAUAUCCGGAGCACCCGACGAUACUGGCAGGCGAUUUCAAUAUCUCUACUUCGUCUUUCACGCUUGAAGCAGCAUUGGAAAAGAAGGCUAUCUCUAUUCAGACAGCCAGCUACCUCGCGGGUUUCGAGAAGGCGUUCUUGGAUGCAGGCUUUGUUGAUAGCUGGACCGUGUCCCACUUGGAAGCAGGCAAUGCCUCUGAUGACGAGACAGAAAAUGUCUUCGAAGGAGAACAGGGGGCAACAUUCGAUCCGACCGUCAACACCCUUGCAGAAAGUAUCGUUGGCAGUGGUUUCAACAUGCGACCGCAACGCUACGAUAGGAUCCUCGUCAGGGGCGAGGGGCUACUGAAAGUCUCCCGGUUCAACAAAUUCGGUUUCAUCACUGAGGAGACUGGAUCAACAACAAAGUCACAAUCAACGCACUUUGCAAGCGACCACUGGGGCAUUCGAUGUAUUCUGAAAAUUGGCAAUCAAACGAGCCAGCAACUCUCAAACGAUAUAGCCAGUCAAGUCGUUCCAGUCCAUCUAGAGGCGGCGACAGGUGCACUAGCAGAUGUGAGAUCCCUCAAGGAGAGUCUUCAGCAUCUUGGAUGUCUUCCCGAGGUUGAAGAAGUCAGAAUGAGAGAAUCUGCUCUCGAACUUCUAGGGAAGGUCAUCCUGGAAAACUCAAGCGCUAACGAUGUCUCAUCUCGAUACAACGCUCCUUUCAUCAUCACACCAGUUGGGUCAUAUGGGCUCGGCGUAUGGACUUCUUCCUCCGACAUUGACUGCCUUUGCAUCGGUCCCGUCAGUGCGAAUACCUUUUUUGCUUUGGCAAGUCACCGACUUCGGAAGGCGGCGGACAAAGGCAUCAAGCUUCUCCGGCGCGUCAAGGCGCACUCUGGGACAAUGCUUGAGUUGGAAGUACUAGGAGUCAAAAUGGACCUACAGUAUUGCGGUGCAACACGAGUUGCAGAGCAAUGGCCAGAUGUCAUGAAGCUCCCUAGUUCAGACCCCAUCUGGACAUUGCCGUCUCAAACCCUUGGAAAGCUGAAGGCAAUUCGCGAUCUUGACUACGUCCGGAGAUCCAUCCCAGACCUCGUCAAGUUUCGCAUUGCACAUCGAUUCAUCAAGACAUGGGCAAGUUCUCGUGGCAUCUAUUCGUCAAAAUGGGGAUAUCUCGGUGGUUUCCCGAUCACAAUCUUGCUAAUUCGAGUUUGCAAAUUCCUUGCCCGUGAUGCACCAUCACAUUCAGUCGCCGAUAUCCUCACAACGUUCUUCAGCCACUAUGCAGUCUUUGAUUGGCAGCAUAAGAUGGCGUUUGAUCCUUUCUUCCAUAGACAGAGGCUUCAAUACACACGAACACCAAGGGAGCCUCUGGCGAUUCUCGGCUUCCACACACCAAUGCUAACAACUACAAAAGCCGCAUCUCUCCCCUCAGUAAGAACCAUUGCAGAAGAAUUGCAACGUGCAAACAGACUUCUGUCGCAAGACGGAAUGACUUGGUCGAAGUUCCUCGCUGGGACAGCUAGUGUCGAGCCUGGAAUGCGUCUGACCACCGGGGCAACUGACUUUCUCAAGUCAUAUAAGAGCUACGUCCAGAUCACAGUUCAGUACUGGGGUGUCUCUCUUAAUAAAGGAAGCUCCUUUGUUGGAUGGCUGGAAUCUCGAUGUGUUAUGGUCCUUGUCGACAUCAACAGACGACUUCCUAACAUACAUGCGAGGAUCUGGCCUGCGCGGUUCGUUGACGAGUCUACGAGCACUGAGACGGGUGAUUAUCAAGGAUCUUACCUCAUUGGACUAGACAAAUUGGACGAUAGCAUGACCAAAGAUGAUCUCAAGAUCGCCGUUGGAACGCUACAGACCAUUCUUGGCCGCUUUGAGGAGCAGAUCCGGGGCGAUGAGAAGUAUUUUGACGCCAAAUCGUCUUGGAUGAGCGCGUCCAUCGUCAAACAGGCCGAGCUGGGUGACCUAACACUUGAUGACCGAGACUGGGGCGAGUAUAAUCCCGGCGAUGACGAUUCAGAGGAGGAGGAGGAGGAGGAGGAUGAGGAACAAGACGGCCCGAUGGAGGAGAGUGGCAGUGGGCGUGAGGGAUCAUCCACCAAGAAGACUAAGAGAGGCAAGAAGCAGCAAAAUCAGGCACGAGUAGUCCCGAAGCCCGCUGGUGCCGGAAAAUUCAGAACAGCAGCUGACGUAUUAAACCGUCUCCGAUGGGAUUCGAGCCUUGAUAGCGGAGACUUCAUUGUUGGGUACGAGGAUCGGUUCAUUGGCGCCCAAGAGAAAGCCCUUGACACGUGGAAGAGCGAACAGACGGAUGAAGAGUUCAUUCCGCAACAUCGUAUUCUAUACUUCAAGAGAAAGAGCGACGGUAUUAUUGUAUGGGAGAGAAAAACUAGGAAGGAUGACAUCUUUGGAAGUGGCAUAUAA
Messenger RNA from Phaeoacremonium minimum UCRPA7, 3255 nucleotides. Its product is annotated as putative duf455 domain-containing protein. Gene Ontology annotation, molecular function: RNA binding; poly(A) RNA polymerase activity. Bases 1 to 3255 code for a protein of 1084 amino acids. NCBI's taxonomy places the organism in Eukaryota, Fungi, Ascomycota, Sordariomycetes, Togniniales, Togniniaceae. The transcript has a single exon. Gene Ontology annotation, cellular component: nucleus. The record is from RefSeq and is a predicted model, not a curated record.